GCGCUUUUACGUUUGAAACGUGUUUUCCAUCCAUGUUAAGCAACAAUAACAUAAAUCACGAAUUUAUAUGUACACUGCAAAGUAAAAUUAAUACAAAAUUUGCGAUUUCGUGUUUCAUAUUUUGGAAAUAUUUGUUCCACAAACGGUCAAUAUGUAUGCCGCCGUGAAACCGCUUUCGAAAUAUUUGCAAUUGAAAUCAGUACGCAUAUAUGAUGUGGUAUUCACUUUGCACUCCAAAUGUACGGUUGUGAUUUUAUUAACUUGCACAUUUCUGCUAUCAGCAAAGCAAUAUUUCGGUGAGCCUAUACAAUGUCUGGGCGAUGACAAAUACGGUGAAUUUGUUAACUCAUAUUGCUGGACAUUGGGCACAUAUAUAUACAAUGUUUACGAUGUACAAGAUCGUAUACCACAUGGCAACAAAUUGUUAAAUACGCAGACUGGAGAAGCCUCUCCAUAUAUAGCAGAGGGAUUAAUCCCAGAGGUUUAUGGUGUAACAGAACGAGUGUAUUUGCGUUAUUACCAAUGGGUCAUUAUGUUGCUACUUUUGCAAUCGGUUUUCUUUUAUUUUCCAUCUUUCCUUUGGAAGAUGUGGGAAGGUCAACGACUAAAACAAUUGUGCUCCGAAGUUGGUGAUGCAUUGAUUCCCGAAAAUACUUACGUAGAACGUUUAAAAUUGUUAGUGAAAUACUUCUCAACCAACUACAAGGAAAUACACUUUUGUUAUAUGGUAAAAGGAUUAACAUGUGAAGUGCUAAAUUUUGUAAUUGGUAUUAUCAAUAUUUUGUUGCUUGACGUGUUUUUAAACGGAUUUUGGACAAAGUAUAUUGAAGCGCUUAUUGCCGUUCUACGUUAUGAUUGGGACAACUGGAAUCGAAUGAGCUCCCGAAUUUUUCCGAAAGUUGCUAAAUGCGACUACUUUGUGUUCGGACCAGGUGGUUCUCAAACCAAGCGCGACGUUCUUUGUAUUCUCCCACUGAAUAUAUUAAACGAGAAGAUUUUUGUUUUUUUAUGGUGCUGGUUCCUUAUUAUGGCAGUAAUCGCCGGUUUGAAUUUGCUGUACCGGCUAUUUUUGAUGUCCAGUAGAACUUUUCGGUUAAAAAUGAUAAGUACUCAGUUGCGUCCAAUGUCUACGACACAGGUACAGCUCGCUUUAGAGAACAUCAGCUUUGGUGACUGGUUUUUGCUAUUUAAAGUCAGUGUAAAUAUUAAUCCAAUGUUAUUUCGAGAUUUAAUUAACGAACUCUACAAGCAACAUAAAUUGAGUAAUAAUUUGUCUUCGGUGUAAGAACUCAUCUCACUAAAACUAACAUUGCAAAUAUUUGAGUAUGUACUCACUGAGUGUUCAUAAAAUAUUCCAUAUAAAAUUUUGAAAAUAAUUUUGGAUUCUUAAAGAAUAGAAAAAUCGGUUUAUUUUAAGUUCUAAUUGGUAGCAAAUAUUAAUUUGCUGUACACCCAAAAAAUAUAAAAGUGCCUUGUUAUUGAAUUACUUAUAAUCGUUUUUGAACUACUUGCUUGAUGCUAUUAUACAAAUAUGUAUAUUACAGUAUAAGAUUUUUCUUUAUGAAUUCUAGAUUUUUCUAUAGACGAUAGCAUCGUAUACA
Messenger RNA from Bactrocera latifrons, 1601 nucleotides. RefSeq names its product innexin inx5 (gene zpg). Gene Ontology annotation, molecular function: gap junction channel activity. Bases 152 to 1285 code for a protein of 377 amino acids. Gene Ontology annotation, biological process: phototransduction. Gene Ontology annotation, cellular component: gap junction; plasma membrane. Lineage: Eukaryota; Metazoa; Arthropoda; Insecta; Diptera; Tephritidae. The record is from RefSeq and is a predicted model, not a curated record. The transcript is spliced from 3 exons.